Molecule: messenger RNA, 1948 nt
Organism: Pantherophis guttatus
Lineage: Eukaryota; Metazoa; Chordata; Lepidosauria; Squamata; Colubridae
Gene: R3HDM4
Product: R3H domain containing 4
Molecular function (GO): nucleic acid binding
Source: RefSeq, a predicted model, not a curated record
UCGAGGAACGGAGAAAGAGGGAAGGCGGUGGAGGGUGGAGGGAGGGGGGUGUUGAGCAGUCCGGGCAGCGAUGGUGGGGCUGAAAAGGGGAGCGGCUGGAGGGCUGAGGGGGAGCCAGGAGGAGCAGCUGCCUGGAGUCCCCCUGGACCAGCCCUACGGAAGGAUUGAAGAUUGCUUGCCCCCUCUGGCCACCCCUUCCGCCAAGAGGUUUUCUCCAGCCAAACGGAAGCAAUAUUACAUCAACAAAGCCAUCCGCAACUCGGACCUCAUUCCCAAGGCUAAAGGGAAGAAGAGCCUCCAGCGCCUGGAGAACACACGAUACCUAAUGACCCUCCUUGAGCGGGAUGACUGCGCCAGUGAAGAUGGAGAUCUUGCCCAUCCUGCCCCACCCAGCAUUUUUACCCAGGCCUGCAGCAAUGAGACUUAUAUGAAGAUCUGGAAUGAUUUCAUGAACCGGUCCGGGGAGGAACAAGAGCGAGUCCUUCUGUAUUUAGAAGAGGAGGCUUCAAAAAAACCGAAAAACAAAUUGCCUGAUAAAGCUGUGGUCAACUGGAAAGAGCAUCUUCCGUUCACACCCAAAGACUGUUUUCAGCGCAUCAGCCGACGCUUACGAACCACCCUGAAACGAAGUCGGAUUCCCAUGGAAACCCUGGAAGGCUUGGAGGAAGAGUUACUGGCUUUUUUUUCAACUAACCCUCAAGCUGUCUACACAUCCAUGAUGGACAAUAGCUUUGAACGGCUGCUCCUUCAUGCCCUCUGCCAGUACAUGGACCUCGUCUCUGCCAGUUCAAACUACGAAGGAAAACGCCAAAUGAAGGUUAGCAACAAACGCACUGUCUUUUUGCCUCCUGAGCUGCUACUGUCCACCUACCUGGAGCAAAUGAGCUGAUACCCAGCAGAAAAGGAUGUCCCUGUCCCACUCCCGGGGCCUGCUUUGGAGAUGUCUGCUUCCAUUGCUUUGCAGUAUUCAACACCAAUCACGUUACAUGGGGCUAGGUUCUCCCACCUUCAGAUAUGCCAAUCUUGCAGACUGAUAUCCUGUUCUGGAAUUGGGACCUUGAUGUCAUCCACAGGUUGUGUAUGGUUGCCUAGCAACAGCCCAUCUUUCCUCUUUGCUGCUUCGACACCUGGAAGGCCGCAAAGGUCCUGGAUGGGAGUGGAGGCAGUUGUCUUAAACCCAGAUAGGGAAACUAAAGCCAGGCCUAUGGGAUCUGUGACAUCCAGGCAUUAUAAAACUACAAAUCCCAGCAUGCCUUGCUUUUGGCCAUCUAGGCUGGGCCUCCUGACUGAGCAACCAAGGGAGGCCAAAGCAGGGAGGAGCCCCCACCCCAUAACAAAUAGAUAGAAUUCUUUUUGGCCAAGUGUGAUUAGACACACAAGGAAUUUGUCUUUGGUGAAUCAUAGUUCAAAUACUUUGUUUUGCUUAGGUUAAACUUUUCUACCCAGGUACUAUCCAGAUAUGCUGCAGGCCAAUCCCAUCAUCCCCAACCAUCACCAGCAAUUAUCUUGUUAGUUGGGGUGAUGGAGGCUGUAGUCCCCCAUGAGUGUUUUGUGAAUAGAGAACCAGUGUGUAAAUUGAAAUAAUGAGUAAACAGUGUGACAUAUUGACCGUACCACACUGAGGUGGGUGGGUUAUUGUAAUCAAUUUCUCAUGUUGUCCAAAUAUUGCUUAAAAGCGCUCACUUUUUAAAGUUUAACUUUAUUGUCAUUGUAUGUAUAUACACAGUAUACCCACACAACGAAAUUCACUUAACACCCAAAGACCAGGCCCAACAGACAUAACAAUCCCCAAACACCCCACUCACCCACCACAAAUUUCCCGCCCCUGAACCACCCAAACAUCCACACAACAGAUCAAGUAAUGCUGUCCAACAGCUCACACUGAUGGUGGCCCUUUAGUUCAUUGUUGAGUGCAAUUAUAGCUCUGGGAUAAAAACUAUUCAGAAAA